Messenger RNA from Penicillium digitatum Pd1, 729 nucleotides. RefSeq names its product Peptidyl-prolyl cis-trans isomerase NIMA-interacting protein 1. The record is from RefSeq and is a predicted model, not a curated record. Lineage: Eukaryota; Fungi; Ascomycota; Eurotiomycetes; Eurotiales; Aspergillaceae.
AUGACCAGCGUCACCCUUAAACUCCGCCAGAAGCGGUCCAUGACGCGCCUUCUUAAUCAAGGUCGCUCGAUUCUCGAGUGCAAUUUCGACCCAAACGCCUUCAUCGUCCCUCAGUGGAUCUUGGCACCCCCCGAGGUGCGCAAUGCCAUGCUCGCCCUCCAGUACAAAGCUAUGAUAGCCGUUUAUGGCAUGAAGAGCCUCAUGGUUGCCCGCGACCACCGCUACUUCGAGUUAUGCCCCAAGAACAUGGGCCCUAUUGUCUACCAGUUCCAUCAAUCCUCCAUGCGCCGUCUUCUCGAAUGGAAAGAGGAUUGGAACUUCGCCGACCCGACCCUCGCAGCCGCUGCUAAAAUCCCUCGCGACACUCUUCAGUUCUGCGUCGACUCAAUCGCCUACGGAAAGUUCACCUAUGACUACACCAACAGGAUUGACACCUUUAUGUCUGGCUCUUUCCAGGCCUGGCGCCAGCUUCGCGUGGAGAUCGGCCACAUGGCAUUCCGUCUCAUGAGCCAUAAGCCGCACGACUACAACGAGUGGUGUGUCUGGUGGGAGGGCAAGUUUGCUGAUGACAUGUGGAAGUGGGAGGUUUGCCUCGAGGGCCUGAUUCUGCCUACCUGGGAGGAGAUCAUCGAUGAUGUUUACCUCAUGAUCCAUGAUCGAGUUGAGGAUGCCCAAGACCUGGCCGACUCAUUCUACAUCAGCACCCCAGGGAUGGCUUCGACAACUUGA